AUAACAAGGGAGAGCGUACUGGAGAAGCUAGCGUACUGGAGAAGCUAAGCCAUUGUUUUGACUAGGGUUUUCUGAUAUUUUCUUCUUCGCUCCUCCUUAUUCUCUCUCUCUGGCUCACUACGUCUGGGUUUAGGGUUUCGAUCGUAACGACAUCUGCAGUGAUUGGAUCUUAGGAGGAAGGCGGUUCAUCGUCACCAUCUCCCCGUUAAGCCAGUACAUAGAUCCGCGACAAUCACUCCAGGAGAAGAUUUAGUUAGCUGCUUUGGAAGAUUUCAAUAAUUGAAAUUAAUUUUGAACUUCUCCUCAAUUCAACGGAGAAGAUGUACAUUACCUAGGCUACAUUUCCUUGAUAAUGAUCUAGCCCAACUCCAACACAAGAGGCCAGUGAAGAAGAUGAAGUCCUAUACCUCAAUGAAGAACCUCAGGUGCGCUUCUGUUAUUUCUUUGCUUUGAUGCCAAAUCCUAAUGCUUCUGGAAAAUUGUUACUGCCUCAAUCCAGGAAUUGAGGAGGCUCAACCCAAUUAUUAGUUUGUUUCAAAUCCAUGAAGUUUCUGAGUGACCAAAGAAAUAAAAAUGCAGAGCUAAGGAGAUGAUCAAGUUAAUGGAAAAGUGGGUAAUGAACUUUAGAAGAACCCAUAUCAACAAUGCUAGAGACUUUUCUAAUACAGGGUCAUUGUUGCUACCCCCGGGAUGGUUGAAAAUCAAUGGGAACAUGUCAAGACGAUACACUCAUGUACAUGAGUCUUGAUUGUUAUAGUGUUGAGUUCCACUUCAGAAGAUCAUGGUCGUAGAUCAGUCGGGUUUAAACAGGCGGUUUAAAAGGUCGAUCAUGACCGCAGACGAUAGAGAUGAUCGAGGGUGGACUCCACUUCACAUUGUUGCACGGAAAGGUGACUUGAAAGAGGUGAGGCGACUGCUUAAAGAAGGUAUUGAUGCGAAUGUGGCUGCAUGGGGUCCUAAAGCAGCCGGUGUGACACCCCUCCAUCUUGCUGCUAAAGGUGGCCAUGUCAAAGUUAUGGACGAAUUGCUUGAGCACGGUGCUGAUAUUGAUGCACGAACCAAAGGAGCUUGUGGUGGAUGGACUCCCCUACAUCACGCAGCCAAAGAACGAAAGAAGAAAGCAAUCAACUUCCUGAUUAAAAACGGCGCCUUUCUGCCAGAUGACAUAAGCGACACCAGGUUUAAUCCAUCAGUGCACUAUUGUCCCGGUCUUGAAUGGGCUUACGAGGAGAUGAAGCGCCUUAAGGGCGACAGCAGCUCAUCAUCAGGUGAGAGUUCUUCAUCUUGCUCUGGAAAUUGAGGCGAUCUACUUGGUAGUCGUCUAGUCAACGCCAGGCAGAGUUGACUUGUGAAUUACAUCUAUAUAUAUGUUGCGCAUAUAUUGCUCGCUUGGAUCUUAUAUCUGGUUUGUGGAAGUUGUCGUUUCAUGGCUCGUCUCUUUUAUUUUGGUUGUCGUAUCGAACUAUCAUAGUGGUGUUAGUGGUUGGCUUGUCUGUUUCUGGUGUGUUGUAUUGACAAUAAGUGUUUGGGGAAUGAGUAUUGUUAUAAAUAAAUCUAUACUUCAUGU
This is a messenger RNA of Cuscuta campestris, 1567 nucleotides long. The record is from the annotation of a GenBank genome assembly. NCBI's taxonomy places the organism in Eukaryota, Viridiplantae, Streptophyta, Magnoliopsida, Solanales, Convolvulaceae.